ACAUUACAUCAUCACGUAAAGUACGUCCUCUCGUCGAGGCACGUUGGUUUCGUUUUGUUUUGGAGGAAGAUUAGCAAAGCCGCACUAAAGUUAUCGGAAAGCAACGUCUUAACUCAGGAAGCACAAGAAUAUAUGAACCAACACAAUGUCUGAAACAGCCAUUAAAUCGAAACAAGCACACAAAGACGUCAAUGGAAUUUCAACAGAAGUCGUCUGCACAGAGUUCAGUAAUUACAUAUUUAUAGUUCUCACUCAGUAUGGCAAAAUUGGGACAUUGAUUUCAGUCACACCUGACUCCAGAUCUAAUGAUAUCAGCACCCUGACGUUCUCCACUAGAGUACUGCUGGGCAAAGACGAGCCAAUGACUCAUGUUUGUGCCAGAAACCUGGCUCUGUUUGUCUCACAAGAAGCUGGAAACAGACCUGUGUUACUUGGACUUGCUCUGAAGGAUUCUUCCCUCGAUGCAGUAAAACAAAUGAAAGAGAUGAUCAGAAGUUGUCAAGUGUGGUAGUGGGUCAGAAAAAAGCACGGCAGGAGGCUUAAAGGCUUGAUGAGGAAAACAGAGUCACAUUGUCCUCUUCCAGUUUGUUAAAGAAAUAUAUUUCCUCAAUUGAGUUUGUGGUAUUUGUUAAAAUGUGUCCAUGUUCUAAAAACAGAACUACAAAACUGUUGUAUUUUUCCUGUUUUUCUUCAUUAAAAUCUGUUCUAAUAAAAAAGAAUUUGCCAUUUAUUUUCAAAAAUGAUUUUCUAUUUGAUCGUGUGCUCUCAAAGAGUAGAAUCAGUCUUACAAAUAAAUGGAAACCUUAAUUUAAUCACAUCAUGAGAUAAGAAUAAUGUUCUUUUUUUAUAUUACACAGUGCAUAUACUUAAAUUAGUCAGAAAUAAAAUGAUCGAAAGACUGCAGAGGCCAUUCUGAACAGUGGAUUUUUCAAACCUCUACAACCACAAUGCAUGAGCUUUUCCUUUUGCACGCUUACAGCUGUAUUGAUUAGUAAUGCUUUCAUAGCAGUUCUUUUAUCAUUUUGACCUUUAAUAUAUGUUUGUGAGAAAAUAAAAGGUUAACAACUCAAUAAAUCUACAUUUCAAGAAUUACACUGAAUCAGUUUCAUAAUGUUUUAGAUGCAGUACAUAAUUUGUGAUUUUUAAAAUAAAAACAGCAGCUUGUAA
Molecule: messenger RNA, 1167 nt
Organism: Nothobranchius furzeri (turquoise killifish)
Lineage: Eukaryota; Metazoa; Chordata; Actinopteri; Cyprinodontiformes; Nothobranchiidae
Gene: psmg3
Product: proteasome (prosome, macropain) assembly chaperone 3
Biological process (GO): proteasome assembly
Source: RefSeq, a predicted model, not a curated record